GCAAACGUGUUAGAACUUCGAGUCGUGGGUUGGCUGACGUUUCGCCGAUCUCCCGUUUUAACGGGCUAUAGCGCACACGUCGACGCAGAUUACCGAAAGCAAGCGAAGACGUCGAGUUAACCGCGUUUGAGGACGCAUACUGUGGUACCACGUAUUCUGACACUUAAUUCUACCUCGUUUUAAACACAAGACGUACUUCGAAAAGUAAGCCGGAAAAAUGGCACCUAAACAGAGGAUGCGUAUCGCUAACGAAAAAGCUACCAAGAAUAUUACCCUCCGUGGAAACGUCCCGAAAUCUUCGAAAGCCCAAGAGGAAGGAUCCCCUGUUGGACCUUGGCUCUUAGCAUUAUUUAUCUUUGUAGUAUGUGGGUCCGCUGUUUUCCAAAUCAUCCAAAGUAUCAGAAUGGCGUAAAAAUAUUUAGCACAUUUUUACAACAGAGCACUAAUGAAAUUGUUAAAACGAAGAAUGUUCCACAACUUAUUAAUAUAUAUUAUUGAUACUCUUCUUAAGAGCGACUGACAUUUUUCGACACAGACAUAGAACCUAUAUGAGCUACGAUAUGAGAAUUACCACAUCUAAAAGGACUCAAGAGUCCUUUAACAGCUGCAACGCAGUUGAAGUGUAAUUCGUAAAUCAGAGAACUCUAUUUUCUCUGUCUUAAUCGGCUUAAAGAUUUAUUUAUAAAAGAACUUAGCAUUUAUAAGCGUUUAAUGUAACUGAAGUAAUUAGUAAUUAUGGAAUUUGCUGCAUCAAUGGAAGGAACCUGAAAUGUAUCCAGCUGUAUUCGGAUAAGAUAGGAAUACACUUAUUUCUCUGUUGCAUUUGCAAUAUUUUUUUUAUCAUUUCAGUUUUAAACAGCUGUUAUAAUUGAGGGUGACAAGCAUUUCGCGAAAAACCAAAAUGUUUAGAUAUAAGGCGUACAAAGCGCUCAUUGCAAGAAUCCUUCCAUUGAUGUUAAUAUAGUAAAUAAUUGUAUAUAGAUAUGACAAUGUAUUUAUAUGAUGUAUUCUAUAUUGUUUCAUCCCAAGCAUUCCACUACAAGCGGCUGAUUAGCCACUUGUUAGUGCUCUGUUGUUUUCUUCCUUCAUUUCGUUCAAUAGAUGAAUUAGUUCAAUAAGUGACGAUAGUCCGACAAAAAUAUUGUUAAAUAUCCUACGAUUCCACUGAAAAUGUUUGCUACCAAUAUUGAUUAUCUACAUUAAUAAAGUAUAUUGUCGAUAA
Molecule: messenger RNA, 1222 nt
Organism: Cephus cinctus (wheat stem sawfly)
Lineage: Eukaryota; Metazoa; Arthropoda; Insecta; Hymenoptera; Cephidae
Product: stress-associated endoplasmic reticulum protein 2
Exons: 3
Coding region: 218-412 (64 amino acids)
Biological process (GO): endoplasmic reticulum unfolded protein response
Cellular component (GO): endoplasmic reticulum
Source: RefSeq, a predicted model, not a curated record